AAAUAAAUAGCCAUAGCUCUAAAUUCAAACUUGACAUCUGGAACAAAUGCUGGCUAUGGUUGUAAUAAAUAAUACAUUGGAUAACUUUAAAACAUUUUGAACUCUUUAUGUAAAAACUUUAUGAAUAGUACUUACUAGAAUAUUAAAAUGUUGUGCCCGGAUGGCGAGUUACCAGUUAAAGAAAAUGUCACUAAAGAUGAAGAGAUAUGUCGCAAGAAAAAUCGAAAACAUCACGUGGAAGGUGCUGGUAGCUUGGAAUUAAAUUCGUAUAAAAAUCCAAAAACAUGGAAAAAAUCCAUUUCUAACUUCUUUCGUAAUCAACUUCGUUCAACUAAAUCAAACGAUGGAGAUGUUCCUUCUGGCAGCAAAGAAAAUUUCGAAGAUAAAGAUGUCACUCCGGAGCAAAAAUGGCAGUCCUUGGGAAAAAUUUUUCGACGGCAAAGUUUUGCUGAACAUUGGAAUAAAUCAGGAAAUGCACAGGGCGAAAGUUCAAGUGGCCAAAACAAAAGGAUUGUAGUCAGAAAAGUUUUGUCAAAUUACUUUGGAAAAUCUCAAAAAUCUUUAUCUCCUGAAGAAAAUAAAUAAUAUUUAACAUGUAUAUGUUCUUAAUUUAUUAUUAUUAUAUUAAAUAAAUAAAAGGAUUUGUUAUUAUAUUAUUAUUAUAUUAAAAAUAAAAGCAAGUAUUA
Messenger RNA from Galleria mellonella (greater wax moth), 686 nucleotides. RefSeq lists its product as uncharacterized. The record is from RefSeq and is a predicted model, not a curated record. Lineage: Eukaryota; Metazoa; Arthropoda; Insecta; Lepidoptera; Pyralidae. The transcript has 2 exons. Bases 148 to 585 code for a protein of 145 amino acids.